AUGUCGUCCUCAAAAGACCUCCAAGACCCCCAUAGCGGGGAGAGUGAAGAGGCAGCCAUGCUCGACAUCGACGAAGCGGCAGAAGAAAUUGUUGAUUCCGACGGCGACGCGGCGAUGGACUCCGGUUCUGAAGAUGGUGACGAAGACGAACAAGGCGACGACGACAUCAUGCAAGAAAUCCAACUGCAGAACGACUCCUCCGCACACUUCGACAAGCACCCCGAUAGCAUCUUUACCAUCGCACAGCACCCCACAAACCCCUCUAUCGUCGCAACGGGUGGCAGCGAAGGCGAAGAUCUGGGAGGAAUAGGAUAUAUAUUUGACUGCACACCAGAAGCUGCGCCUGUUCUGCCAGCUAGCUACCAAUCUGCGCCGAACGAGCGCGUGGAGAGGAAAUCUCUCGAGCCGAUUUUCAAGCUGGAAGGACAUACGGAUUCGAUCAACGCGCUGGCAUUCACAUUACCAAAAGGCGAAUUCCUAUUCUCCGGUGGUCUAGACGGGAAGUUACGGGGAUAUGUCUCCAAUACAACAGGCUCAAAAUGGAAAUUCAUCGCAGAGGUCCAAGAAGUCGAAGAGAUAAACUGGAUGUCCGCAUGUCCCAACCCCUCCUCGCCCAACACCAUCGCCCUCGGCGCAAACGACGGCUCCGUAUGGGUCUACACUGUCGACCCCAAGAACAAGGACGCACCAUUGGUAAUCGUACAAAGCUAUUUCCUCCACACCGGCUCCUGUACCGCAGGCUCUUGGUCCGCAGACGGCAAACUCCUCGCCACAGUCAGCGAAGACGAGAGUCUUUACGUCUGGGACGUUUUCGGUGAAGCAGCUGGCGCAGGACUCACCCAGGGCGAAGGAAGCGCCUACGUCGUCGGCCUCACUUCUCUCGACCAGCGCUUCGCCGUCGAAGGCGGUCUCUUCAGCGUCGCUAUCUCGCCCGCAGGAAAUUUCGUCGUCGUAGGUGGCGCGGGAGGAAACAUCAAAGUCAUUGGUCUCCCUCGUCUGAGUUCCGAUACGCCAAAUCCAGCUGCGAAAAUAUCGCGUGGGAAAGCGGUUUCUGGAAAGGUUAAUGCGUCGGCUGGGCAGUCGGGGCAAAUAUUGGCGGAUCUGAAGGCACAGGGUGAUGGGAUCGAGACGCUGGCUUUUGCACCGCCGCCGUUGACGUUGUUAGCUGCGGGGAGUGUGGAUGGGAGUAUUGCGCUCUUUGACUCGGCGCAUAGGUGGGCGGUGCGCAGGCAUAUCAAGGAGGCGCAUGAGGAGUAUAGUGUUGUGAAGGUGGAUUUCGUGAAGAAUGCUAGCAGUGGCGGCUGGCUGUUGACGAGUUCCGGCAUGGAUGGAGUGGUGAGGAGGUGGGAUACUAGAGGUGGAACUGGGAUGGCGAACUCGGGUUUCGUGAGGGAGUGGAAGGGACAUCGGGGAGAAGGAGAGGGUGGUGGAGUAUUGGGCUUUGUGCAAGGGGAUGGAAGUAGGAUUAUUACGGCGGGAGAUGAUGGUGUUGCGCUGGUGUUUGAGGCGCCAUUGAAUUAG
This is a messenger RNA of Cadophora gregata, 1521 nucleotides long. RefSeq lists its product as uncharacterized. NCBI's taxonomy places the organism in Eukaryota, Fungi, Ascomycota, Leotiomycetes, Helotiales, Ploettnerulaceae. Gene Ontology annotation, molecular function: protein binding. The transcript has a single exon. The record is from RefSeq and is a predicted model, not a curated record. Bases 1 to 1521 code for a protein of 506 amino acids.